AUCUAGUAAUGUUAUUACUGUUUUACCAAUUUACCUCCGAAACCCUGCCUCUAAAGUUCAACUAAACCUUGGCGACCAAUUAUCGGAGACUUCAAUGGCGGCGUCUUUCACUUCACCUCAAACAUUAUUAAUUAUUAAGAAUCUACAAGCGCCGACAACAGGGCGUUGCAGGCUGCUUCUAAGUUCAUCAACUUGCUUACGAGGUAACCCUCUCCGAGCUUCCAAAUCAUGGGGUGAAGAACAACGUGCUUUGAAGCGGCAUCAUAACCAUGCUGUAGCACAUUCGAGGACAUAUUGUGGAGCUAUUCAUCUUGACUGUUAUGUAUCUUGUAUUCCUAGGGUGAUAUCUGGAUUCUGGAUGGGACCUGAUAUUGAGGAUGGUUGGGGUUUUGUUGAAGCUACCAUGAACCAAAUACAUGAUACUUUCUAAGAUCUUAGUUAUUUUCUUAAUUUAAUGAUGAAAACUAGGUAUAUGAUUGUUGGUGAAA
Messenger RNA from Erigeron canadensis, 488 nucleotides. RefSeq lists its product as uncharacterized. The record is from RefSeq and is a predicted model, not a curated record. The transcript is spliced from 3 exons. The coding region runs from base 95 to 430 and encodes 111 amino acids. Lineage: Eukaryota; Viridiplantae; Streptophyta; Magnoliopsida; Asterales; Asteraceae.